Molecule: messenger RNA, 957 nt
Organism: Danio rerio (zebrafish)
Lineage: Eukaryota; Metazoa; Chordata; Actinopteri; Cypriniformes; Danionidae
Source: RefSeq, a predicted model, not a curated record
AUGGGGCUAAUGGUUCUGGUGGCCCUCAAUGGUUUUGGGCAGAAUACUGCCGACAGCUGGGGGCGACUGCAUGCCUUUCAUGAGCACCACCCACAGACCAAUGACCAAGCCAAGCAAGCUAGUCUGCAGCUGGAGAGGGUGUCUAAGAUCAAGCCCAUUCUUCUCUCCCCCCUGCAGCCCAUAACCUCUGCUCCUCUGCGUCCCAGACAGGUUGAGGGUGCACUCACAUACACAGUGCACUGGCUCCUGGAUGUGAUGAGGAGAGACCUAAUUGAAGACUAUGAAGAGAGUAAAGAGGAGGAACAUCAAUGUGGAAAGAGUUUGGCAAGCAAAAGCAAACUUGAGAUUCACUUGAGGAUCCACACUGGAGAGAAACCAUUCACAUGCACUCAGUGUGGGAAGAGUUUCAGCCACUCAGCAAACCUUAAUCAACACAUGAUUAUCCACACUGGAGAAAGACCAUUCAUGUGCACUCCAUGUGGGAAGAGUUUCAGCCAAUUAUCAUCCUUUAAUCAACACAUGAGGAUUCACACUGGAGAGAAACCAUUCACAUGCACUCAGUGUGGGAAGAGUUUCAGCCAAUCGUCAAAUCUUAAUCUACACAUGAGGAUCCACACUGGAGAGAAACCAUUCACAUGCACUCAGUGUGGGAAGAGUUUUAGCCACUCAUCACACCUUAAUCAACACAUGAUGAUCCACACUGGGGAGAAACCAUUCACAUGCACUCAGUGUGGGAAGACUUUCAGCCAAUCAUCAUCCCUUAAUCAACACAUGAGGAUCCACACUGGAGAGAAACCAUUUACAUGCACUCAGUGUGGGAAGAGUUUCAGCAAAUCAUCAUCGCUUUAUAGACACAUGAAGAUCCACACUGGAAAGAAACCAUUCACAUGCCCUCAGUGUGGGAAGAGUUUCAGCCUAUCAUCAUCAAUUUAUAGACACUUGAAGAUCCACACCGGA